Molecule: messenger RNA, 1026 nt
Organism: Cylindrotheca closterium
Lineage: Eukaryota; Bacillariophyta; Bacillariophyceae; Bacillariales; Bacillariaceae
Source: the annotation of a GenBank genome assembly
AUGGUAUGGCUAAACAAUGUUUGGUAUGAGUUGAGAAGCAACUCGAGCUGCAGUCACUUCAGAUUGAGUAGCCAAGGCAAGUUGGUUAAUUGCCCGGUUUUGUUGCUCCGAAAGGUGCGCAACAUUGCGAAUGUAAAGGAAAAAAGAGUCGGAGCGCCAGCGCAAGAGAAACUUGAUCUGGAUGGCGUUGAUACCCGUGGCGUGAAGGAUCACCGCCACCCCAGCUCGAAGAGAGUGGGAUCUUGGGCGACACGGGUUUGGACUGCCACCUACCGGAUUCCUAUCGAACUCCCGGGCAUGCUGACUUCUGCUGUCACUGAGAACUUUGGGAAGCUCACCCUCCUGCGAUUCCUUAUUGCCGUCAUUGUCACAGGCGCCCAGGCCAAGAAGGCGGAGGACGCAGAACCCAAGAAGCCCCCUGCCAAGGCCAUAGAGCCGGUGGAGGAGACGAAAACCUCGCUCCUCACUGCACCCAAGUCUCCUGAGGACGACGAUGCCUGGAUCGACAAGCUAGCACAAUUGGACCUCACCAACGACAGUCCAAGCCCUCUCUUCGUCAUGAUCUUACCAGCCAAGGAAGAUGGAUGCUAUUUUGUGGUGGUUCGCCAGCGCUAUCUUCCUCUUGCGAUGAACGUGCUCGACAACCUGCCGUCCUUUCUUCAGUUUCACCUUGGCGAGUUGUCGUUCCCCAAUUUCAUCCGCGUCAUCAAGAACUGGUCAGCUACCGACCUUGCCUACCAGAAUCGCAAGCUUCACAUUGAAUGGGUCCCGUCGGAACUUCGCUUCCGCUGUAUUGACGAUCCCACCGACGAACAAGGUCCUCAAGUCCGUGACCCAAUGGACUUCCUUCUUUGCAUGGAAGACCCUGUAGAGAUUCUCGAGGGCACCCUCCACAUCGACAUCCACGCCAAACAUGUUCGGGACGUGGACGAUGGCCUAUCUGUGCUUGGUUACCUCGACGACUGGAACAACUCCAGACCGCUCUUCAGACCAUCGAGACUUUCACUGACGAGAGGAACAGUUUGA